This is a messenger RNA of Pocillopora verrucosa, 3253 nucleotides long. Its product is annotated as dynamin-like GTPase OPA1, mitochondrial. Gene Ontology annotation, cellular component: microtubule; mitochondrial membrane; cytoplasm. The record is from RefSeq and is a predicted model, not a curated record. Gene Ontology annotation, biological process: mitochondrial fusion. NCBI's taxonomy places the organism in Eukaryota, Metazoa, Cnidaria, Anthozoa, Scleractinia, Pocilloporidae. Gene Ontology annotation, molecular function: GTP binding; GTPase activity; microtubule binding.
ACAUGGCGGCAGAUUUGGGUGUAAUAUCUUGACAAAUAAGGUCUUCUACAAGCUGAUGCAAUAUGCCAGUGUAUGUUCCCUGCAAAGAUUUAUUUCAAGACUAACCAGAAGUUGAUGAUGUUGAGAGUCUUCGGCGCUUGUAGCCUUCACUGUGAACAAUGUUUGAAAAGGAAAGCUACAGAGAGAGCUGAGAUUUUUCUCUCAAAACAUGUUGCUUCAGGGAGAUGUAUCAAUUAUCAUAAAAACCACAUUCACACUUUGUUAAAUUUGAGACAAAGGAACAUUCAAACAUUUUUCAGAAUGCCCUAUGGAAUGUUUCCUGUCGCCACACGGAUUCUUAUAAACAGGGGUCUGAAAGGAGAACGCAUGUUUACCACAGGGAUCUUGAGGGCUAUGAUGCGAGUAACAAGAGUAAGGUACCUUCUUCUUGGCACAGCAGGUGCAGGAGGCAUUGCUGCAAAAGUGACAUAUGAUUCCUGGAAGGACAAGUGGCUAAAAUUUCAAGAAACAUUACCUGAAUUUAGCUGGUUGAAAGAUCUGCGAGAAAAUCUACCAGACUGGUCCAAUACAUUUUCAGAAGGCUCAGAUGCCACUCGCAGCCUUGUUGAGAGCUUUAAGGAUUUUGUGGAUGAAUUUUGGUCUUCAGAAGUCAGCCCUCCAGUGGUGUCUGCUGCUAUUAAACAAGAAAAUGGUGAAAAGACAUCAUCACCAAAGAAAACAGCUAUGGAAAAGAUGCAAGAGCGUUUAGAGAAAUCUCAAGAAGAACUUAUUGAAAUGCAGCAAAGAUAUCAACGAGAGAUCGAAAAGCUUGAACGAGAUAAUAGAGAGUUGCGAAAACAAGUUAUCAUUCUGAAGGGUGACAGCAUGCCAACCCCCAGAAAGAUAAGGAAAUCUUUGAUUGACAUGUAUUCUGAUGUUCUGGACUUGCUGUCAGAGUAUGAUGUGAGCUAUAACACCACAGACCAUCUUCCAAGGGUGGUAGUGGUUGGUGAUCAAAGUGCAGGCAAAACAAGUGUCUUAGAAAUGAUUGCCCAAGCUAGGAUUUUUCCUAGAGGUUCUGGUCAGAUGAUGACAAGGUCACCAGUCAUGGUGACCUUGAGUGAGGGACCUAAUCACAUGGCACAGUUCAAGGGAAGUACUCAUCAAUAUGACCUCACACAGGAAAAUGAGCUCAAAGCUCUGAGGCAGGAAAUCGAAAUGCGAAUGCGAAACAGUGUUCAACAUGGACAGACAGUUAGUCCUGAGGUGAUAUCCCUGAGUGUGAAAGGCCCAGGACUUCAUCGCAUGGUGCUGGUUGACCUUCCAGGAAUUAUUGGGACAAUCACAGCUGGAAUGGCAGAAAACACAAAGGAUGACAUUGUUGAAAUGAGCAGGAAGUACAUGCAGAACCCAAAUGCAAUAAUCUUGUGUAUUCAAGAUGGCUCUAUUGAUGCUGAAAGGAGUAAUGUCACUGAUUUAGUGAGCAGCAUGGAUCCAGCAGGGAAAAGGACAAUCUUUGUGCUGACAAAAGUAGACUUAGCAGAGCAGAACGAUGCCAACCCCAGCCGGAUUAAACAAAUACUGGAAGGCAAGCUUUUCCCAAUGAAAGCUUUGGGUUACUUUGCAGUUGUGACUGGAACAGGUAAUACCAGUGAGGGGAUUGACGCCAUUCGUGGCUAUGAAGAAGAAUUCUUCAGACACUCUAGACUUUGCAAGUCUGGAGUUUUCAAAGCCAGUCAAAUGACGACGCAAAACCUAAGCUUUGCUGUUUCACACUGCUUCUGGAAAAUGGUGCGAGAAUCGAUUGAGCAGCAGGCAGAUUCAUACAAAGCGAAACGGUUCAAUCUUGAAACGGAAUGGAAAAACUGUUUUCCGAAGCUGAGAGAGUUGGACAGGAAUGAGCUGUUCGAUAAAGCUCGUAACGAAAUCCUGGAUGAAGUGCUUACCCUAAGUGAGAUUACGCCACAGAUGUGGGAGGACAUCAUCACCAAACACUUGUGGUCAGCAGUGUCUUCUCACUUCAUAGAAGCCAUCUACUUGCCUGCUGCACAGGCGGAUAAUCCAAGCAAUUUUAACACGUCUGUUGACAUCAAGCUGAAACAGUGGGCCGACAGGACACUGCCUGAUAUUUCUGUCAAGGUUGGUUGGGAAACACUCUUCGAAGAAUUCUCCAAAGCAAUGCAGGAACAGAAGAAUGAUAAAGACGGGCAUAGCCACUUAUUCGAGAAACUCAAAUCUGAACUAUCAGAUGAAUGCAAAAGAAGCCAUGUGUGGCAGUCAAAAGCCGUGGAUAGUCUGCGAGUAAUUCAGCUGACAGCACUUGAAGACUGGUCUGUGAGUGAGAAACAACAAUGGGACUCUGCAGUGAAAUUCAUGGAAGGAACUUUGCAAGAAGAAUUAGACAAAGCGUCUAAGGAAAUGUAUGACUUGCUUGGUCCUGGAAGGGCUGAGAGAUGGUUUUACUGGAAAUACAGAAGCAGAGAGCAACAACACCGUUCCUAUAUAAAGGACGAACUCCAGAGGUUGCUCCAAGCAAACGAGAGACACGGUCCAGUUCUAGCGGACGAUGAACUUACCACAGUAAGAAAAAACUUGGAAACAAUCAGCGUGGACGUCUCGCCAGACCUGGUAACUGAAACUUGGAGCCAGUUGUAUCGGGAGCACUUUUUAAAGCAGGCCCUGGGGAACGUUCAGGAAUGUAGAAAUGCUUUCUACAGAAGAGAUUUGGUCAAGAAUGAGCUGGCAUGCAACGACGUGGUCCUAUUUUGGCGAAUCCAGAAGAUGCUACAAACUACAAGUAACGCCAUUAGACAACAAGUAAUGAACCAUGAAGCUCGCCGACUGGAGAAAGAGGUGAAACAAGUUCUGGAUGAAAUAAGCUACGAUCAGACAGCUAAAGAGCGACUCAUUCGAGGAAGACAAGUGGAUCUUGCCGAAGAAUUAAAACAUGUGAGACACAUUCAAGAAAGUCUGGAACAAUUCAUCGAAGCUUUGAACAGCGAGAAGUAGAUUAAAAUUCGAUAGAGUAAUUUUACGGAGUCCAAGUUGCAUAUACCACACACGACCGAAAAACUUGUAGGUGAUUAAUAAGAUCCAUCAACUUGUUUUUUUUUUUCUUGCUUUUUACUCUGUAAAUGUGUGCUCGAAAGAGAUUUCCUCUCAGGUCCUGUAUCGCAUCCUUGAGUGUAUUGUGAGCAACACUGAAUGUUUUUUCACUGAAAAUGAGCAUAAAAUAAAGAAUUGUGUAUAAAUCGGGUACCAUUUUCCUUUUCCU